CAGAGCUCGGCAGCUGUCGUGUAGAUGAAGGAGCGUGAGGGAAGGAGAACAGAUGGUUGUUUUUGCAGACAAUAACCCGUCGAAUAACUAUCUUAUACAUCGACAACGGACUUGAUCAGCACCGUUGUCAUUUAAAAUUCACCCACGGAAUCAGCUGAUCCUGUCUUAAUACCGCAAGAAGGACAACCAUGCCCGCGCUCUCUGCCCGCACCGAUAUCGGCAGCUCACCCCCUUCUCCGGUGGACAGCGGUGUAAGGAGGCUGUCCUGGGGCAAACUGGUUCAGAGGAUGGCUGAUUUCAGCACAUCUGCCAGCAGCAGCAGUAUUGAGUCAGUGUCCAACGAUGGCAGCAGGAGUGAUCUCUCCGACUCAGGGUCAGACGUCUCCGGCGACCUGUCUCACUGGAACGAAGACCUGUUUAAUGAUCCGAUGGAGGAGACCAUCCUGAAAGAAGUCGUGGACCUUAUUUCGGGAAGCCUGAGAGAUGCCAAAGACGACUUACGAUGUGCCAAGCUGCUCAUCCCCGAGAAACUUCUGGAGCACAUCGGACAGGAGCUCCUUCACCUGGCGGCCAGUGAGCCCUGCGGCCUACGGGGGGCUCUCAUUGACCUUUGUGUGGAGCAAGGGGCCGCCUGUGAGAGCGUAGCACAGCUAUCUGUGGACCCCGACCUCGUCCCCACCUUUCAGCUGACUCUGGUGUUGAGGUUAGAGUCUGGUGGGCUCUGGCCCAAGAUCCAAGGACUUUUUAGCACAAAGUCUCCAUCCACUCCGGUAGUGAGACAAGCGAUUAAACUCAGCACUGGUUUCCGAGUGAUCAAGAAGAAACUGUAUUGUUCCGAAGAACUGCACAUCGAGGAAUGCUGAGAAACGUGUGCGACGGUCGAUAUUUGAUCGCCUGCGUUUUCGGAACGCAGAGUUAAGCUCACAGAAGGGCCUUAUUACUAUAACUACAUGUAUAUGAUGCCUUCUGACGUGUGUCAUUGUGUAGCUUAUUGUUCCCACUGUAAGGGAGUUCAUGGUCCGGAGCAGGUGUCCCGUUUCAAAAUUACAUUAUGUGCAACCAUCAUGGUAUCAGUCGUAAGUAGGCAUUUCGCAAGUAUCAAAGCGCUUACCUCAGUUUCAAAAUUGAAAUACUCAAAGGCAGCUAGCUAUAUGAUUACAGUCAUUGAAGACCAUUGUGUUUUGUUUUUCUUUUCUUUUUUUAUACAUGGCAAUUAAUUAUAAUGUAAGUGACAAGUGAUGAAUUGUACGCCAGGCAAGUUGUUGGGGACCCUAGCGGCCGCUUGGAUUAAAGAGCAAAGGCUUUACCAGUGCUUGCAUCAUGCAGUUUAUGUGCACGCUACGGCAAAAAUUUCAAAUGUAAGUUGAUCCUGUAUCUGUGUAGACCUUUCCUGCUUUAAACUUUAUUUAUUUGACAUUCAAAUACUCAUAACAUUGCACUGUUUUUGUACAUCUGUGACUGCGAAUAAAUUAUUUUUUUUAACAAUU
Messenger RNA from Pungitius pungitius (ninespine stickleback), 1487 nucleotides. It is a transcript of the gene ddit4, whose product is annotated as DNA-damage-inducible transcript 4. The record is from RefSeq and is a predicted model, not a curated record. Gene Ontology annotation, molecular function: 14-3-3 protein binding. Gene Ontology annotation, biological process: negative regulation of TOR signaling; response to hypoxia; apoptotic process. The transcript is spliced from 3 exons. The coding region runs from base 189 to 863 and encodes 224 amino acids. NCBI's taxonomy places the organism in Eukaryota, Metazoa, Chordata, Actinopteri, Perciformes, Gasterosteidae. Gene Ontology annotation, cellular component: cytoplasm.